Molecule: messenger RNA, 2069 nt
Organism: Castor canadensis (American beaver)
Lineage: Eukaryota; Metazoa; Chordata; Mammalia; Rodentia; Castoridae
Source: RefSeq, a predicted model, not a curated record
UUGUUUACUUGGGGGUGAGGUGACGUGGGAGAAGGGUAUCGAAAGGCAGGAUCAGAUUUGGGUCCUAGUCCAUCCCGCCUACAUCAUUUCAUAUACUGACUCAAAAAGAACCCUAAAGUGCUAAGUUUGUUUUGAAAUUAUUAUUCCGAACAUGUAAAAGUAGAGACUUCCCUUACCCAUCACUCAGAUUCAAUAAUUAUCAACUCAUAAAUGAUCUUAUUUCAAUUGAUACCUUGAUUGAUGUCUCCAGAAGCAAAGUAUUUUUUUACCACGUUUUUGCUUAGUGAUAGCAUUACAUGAGGCAAAAAUAAUAAAAGGUUUGUUCCAAGGCAAGAGCUUCAUAACUUUAAAGAUGGAAGAUGUGAAGAAACAAAAUCUUUGAAGGAUGGAAGGAAAUGACUGACUUUAAAAUGAAAGAAUUCUGGGUAUUGGAGCAAGUAAAGAAGAUGGGUUCAAGUGGCAUGAGGAUUGGCUGCCUGGCCACAAAGAAGGGGUCCAAGGACCAGAUGGGGCAGAUGGAGAGAGAGCAGAUGUGACCAAAAAGCUUAAUAAUAGGAAAGAAAGGACAAGAAGUAUGUUUGUAAUGUGGUGGUUUAUAAGUUGAGUCAAAAUGUCCCCAGAAGUGGCCUUGAACCGAAUUUCUCCAAUGCUUUCCCCAUUCAUCUCUAGUGUGGUCCGGAAUGGAAAAGUGGGGCUGGAUGCUACAAAUUGUUUGAGGAUAACGGACUUGAAAUCUGGAUGUACAUCAUUGACUCCUGGACCAAACUGUGACCGAUUCAAACUCCACAUUCCAUAUGCUGGAGAAACAUUAAAAUGGGAUAUUAUUUUCAAUGCUCAAUAUCCAGAGCUGCCCCCCGAUUUUAUCUUUGGAGAGGAUGCUGAAUUCCUGCCCGACCCCUCUGCUUUGCAUAACCUUGCCUCCUGGAACCCUGCAAACCCAGAGUGCCUCCUGCUUGUGGUGAAGGAGCUCGUGCAGCAGUACCACCAGUUUCAAUGCAGCCGCCUCCGUGAGAGCUCACGCCUUAUGUUUGAGUACCAGACUCUCCUGGAAGAGCCUCAGUACGGAGAGAACAUGGAAAUUUAUGCCGGGAAGAAAAACAACUGGACUGGUGAAUUUUCAGCUCGCUUCCUUUUGAAGUUGCCAGUGGAUUUCAGCAAUAUUCCCACAUAUCUUCUCAAGGAUGUAAAUGAAGAUCCUGGAGAAGAUGUAGCCCUCCUUUCUGUCAGUUUUGAGGACACUGAAGCCACCCAGGUGUACCCCAAAUUGUACUUGUCACCUCGAAUUGAGCAUGCACUCGGAGGCUCCUCAGCCCUGCACAUCCCAGCUUUUCCAGGAGGAGGAUGUCUCAUCGAUUAUGUUCCCCAAGUGUGCCACCUGCUCACCAACAAGGUGCAGUAUGUGAUUCAAGGCUAUCACAAAAGAAGAGAGUAUAUUGCUGCUUUCCUCAGUCACUUUGGCACAGGUGUCGUGGAAUAUGAUGCAGAAGGCUUUACGAAACUCACGCUGCUGCUGAUGUGGAAAGAUUUUUGUUUUCUUGUACACAUUGACCUGCCCCUCUUUUUUCCUCGGGAUCAGCCAACUCUCACAUUUCAGUCCGUCUAUCACUUCACCAACAGUGGACAGCUUUACUCUCAGGCCCAAAAAAAUUAUCCAUACAGCCCCAGAUGGGAUGGAAAUGAAAUGGCCAAGAGAGCAAAGGCUUAUUUCAAAACCUUUGUCCCUCAGUUCCAGGAGGCUGCAUUUGCCAAUGGAAAGCUCUAGGAAACACCAGUGUUGAGAGGCGGCCAGCCAGACUGCUGGGUCCCCAUGCAUGUCAGCACACAGGACCACUUCCUGGAAGCCACUUGGAUGGAAUGUCUUCAUGGCAGUGUUUUGCUCACACAGCAGCUCUGCACACUUCAGAUAGCCCCACUGUGCUGGAGCCCAAACUUGAGCUGAAUCCUAGCGCCCCCUCACUACUGGUUGCUCCCUUUCUUUCCUUCAUUAUAUUUCUUAGCUGGAAGAAAUAAAUUCACAAAUCAGAAUGCAGUAAUUUUCCAGGGAAAGAAAGAUGUCAUAAAUGCACACA